UCCAAACAAAAAAAACAGCAGCAGAGAAGAAAAAGCUCUGAGAAAAAGAAGAAUCGAGAGAGUGGAGGAGAUGGCUGAAGGUCCAAGGAGAGCAUUGCCUCCACCGGGAAGAGGCCCUCGAUUCGGCCCCGUUGAUCGCGAAAAGACUUGUCCCUUAUUGCUUCGAGUAUUCACGAAGACUGGAAGUCAUCAUACCAAUGCAGAUUUUGCAGUGAGAGGAAAGGAGCCCAAGGAUGAAGUUCAAAUUUAUACAUGGAAGGAUGCUACUCUCCGUGAGUUAACCGAUCUGGUCAAAGAGGUUGCUCCUGCAGCUAGAAGGAGGAAUGCAAGACUUUCUUUUGCUUUCGUAUAUCCUGAUAAACAUGGCCAUUUCGUAGUCAGAGAGGUGGGGAAGACAUUGUCUAAUGGAAAUGGAAAAUUAGACGAUGGCAAAGUUUUGGCUGAACUUGGCUUUCAGAUUGGAGAUUACUUGGAUGUGGCGAUUAUGUAGAGAAGCCUAGGCAAGCACGCUCUCGUAGGACAGGAGUCUAACCAUGGAUAUCAUCGAAGCCAAGGCAACCGAGCUCUUAACGCCAUGGUCUCGCUACCGAGAGGCCAUGAAGAUUCCAUGGUAGCAAGUAUUUGAUUCGAUAUGUAUUUCUUUGGAAAUUCAUCCGCUUAGAUUUUAUGUAAGAACUUUUUUGUUUAAUGUAAAUGGAUAUGAGAUGAGGAAGAAGAUUUUAACACUAGAGUGGAGUGGAAUGGAGGCCUGCACUGCAUUGUGCUAUGACCAUAACUGCGUUGAUUUU
Messenger RNA from Malus domestica (apple), 788 nucleotides. RefSeq names its product histone deacetylase complex subunit SAP18. NCBI's taxonomy places the organism in Eukaryota, Viridiplantae, Streptophyta, Magnoliopsida, Rosales, Rosaceae. Gene Ontology annotation, molecular function: transcription corepressor activity; transcription factor binding. Gene Ontology annotation, biological process: negative regulation of DNA-templated transcription. Gene Ontology annotation, cellular component: nucleus. The record is from RefSeq and is a predicted model, not a curated record.